AUGUCUGCAGCACUCGGGACGCUGGCCCUGAUCACGGCUCAGAUCAUUCUCUCACAUGGAUUGGCUCCUAAUAUUGAUUACUCGCAUAAUAUGCGGAUCCUGCGCCUACCGAAGUCCACACCGAUAGGCACAAUCGUCUAUCGAUUGAAAGGAUCAGACUCUCACACAACGACUCUGAAAUUCGGAGCGAGGAAUCAGGAAGGUAGAGAAUUGUUGGACUUUCAGUCCGUGAAUCUCAAUGAAGCAGACGUUAUUCUCAAACAACCACUGAAGCGAGAGAACUAUACCAUUACUUUAUUUGUUACCGACGGGAAGGAGACAACCUCAAUUGAUGCAAGCAUAGUCGUGACGAAUGGGACAUUGUCCAAUCCGUUUGUAGAUACGCCAUCUGUGAUGAAAGUGCCAGAGAAUACUUCUUUAAACACAACGGUCGGAUACAUCCGAGCACGCGAUAAUCCAAGCAGUUAUUUGCCGGUCGUUUUCGAAGUUCGAGGCUCUUCAAAGUUCUGGAUGAAAUACAUAUUCGGCCCGCGGGGAGUGAGUGCCGGUGCUCUUCAGCUCAAGGAAGCACUGGACUACGAGCGGAAGAACGUGUACUACAUUCAUGUGGCAGCUCUAAACACGUUCACGGAUCAAGAAGUCGACACUAGGAAUAUUGUGAUCCUCGCGCUGUGUAUUGUCGUCGAAGACGUGCCUGAUACCAGCCCGUAUUUCAUUGGGAUCCCCCCUCUCAUCCCGGUGAACGCUAACACGCUCGCGAACACCGUCAUUCAUCGUCUGCUCGCUGUCGAUGGAGAUUUCGGUGCUCCUCGGAAUCUUUCGUUCAUCGCGGACCCGCACAACGACUGGAUGACCUUUUUCCGCAUCGAUCCUCAUACCGGCGAAGUCGUUACGCUACGCGACGCCAGGGAACUUGUCGAGAGAUCCUGCGGAACCCCUGUGGCGAUCCUCAAUGUCACCGUCAGGGAAAUCGAAAGCACAUCCGAGUACCCGGCGCUGGAAUCGAGCGCGGAAUUCGGCAUAGCCAUCGUGUCCGAAGAGGACCGACCACCCGAAUUCAUGGCGGGUCCAAGAAUUUUAGGCCAAAUCGCGGAACUGAGUCCUACGAACAGUGCCGUAAAAUGGAAUCCAGGCUACUCGAACAAAGUCUCCGACCGAGACAGCGGAAUCAAUUCAACAUUCAAAUUAGAUUUGGAGGACGAUGCGCUGGAGGCCUUUGAAGUGGUUCCUCGGCAUGUCAUUCGGGAGACGGAGUUUGCUCUAGUCGUCAAGGAUGCCUCAAAACUGCGUUUCGAUCCGCAUAAGGAUCCCCAUCUCACGAUGAAGAUACUCGCCACAGAAACCGAGGCGGCUACACCACUGAGCGCGUGGAUCGAGGUGAUCGUCGAGCUGCUCGACGUUAACGAUCACUUUCCUCAAUUCACCCAAGAGACGUACAUCGCCUAUGUGAGAGAGGACGCCCUGCCAGGCUCGCACGUCAUCACUGUCAAUGCGACUGACGAGGACAGCGGCCUAUACGGGAAAGUCCGCUACAUGGCGCUGCUGGGACCGAUGGCCAGCAGCUUCUCCUUGGAUCCCUACUCAGGCAGAAUUACUCUUGUGAGCACUCGAGGAAUCGAUAGGGAAAAAGUUCCUGAGUAUCUGUUGGCAGUGGACGCGCGUGACGAAGACGGCAACGGUCAUAAGGCCCUCGCACAACUGAGAAUUAUCAUAGAAGAUGCCAACGACAAUGCGCCAGUAUUUCUCCAACCUCGCUACGACGCAGUGCUCAAUUCCGAUCGAUCGAAUUUCACACAGCCCUUGAUAGUCAAGGCGAUUGACGCGGACGCACCGGGGCCUAAUAGCAACGUCACCUACGAAAUCAUCGCGGGGAAUUUCGAAGACAAGUUUUCGCUCGAUAGUCAUCAAGGAUUCCUGAUCUUGAAGGACGCUCUCUCGCCGAUUUCCAAAACUCUGAAGAUGACGAUCCGCGCUCAUGAUUCCGGAAUACCCAUACAGAGUUCGACGGUUCCUGUCUACAUCCAUAGCCAGGACUAUUUGAGCAGAGGGGUCUCGGUGGUAGUGCCUCGGUCUUCGUUUGAAGUCCAAUCUCAGAAGAGCAAGUAUGAGAGAGGUCUUUCGGAUCUGUUCGGUGCUCAAGUGACUAUACAGAACGUCGGAAUAUACAACGACAGCACUCCGAACUCAUCUGUUGUCGACGCGCAAGCAACCUACGAUCAUCGCCGGAUUGAUUUGAAUGAGGCUCUGUGGUUUUUCAAAAUUCUCAGCGAGGACACCCUCAGCGGGAAAACCGAAGGCUCGACCGGGAGCGGUGGCCACGGGGCUGCCGGACGAGAUCCGACUGGGACCCUGCCGCCUAGAAGACCCGACCCAGCUACACAAGCAGAAGACAGAGAAUCUUCCAAAGAGCCGGAGAGACAGGUGACAUCAUCGACGUCGACGACGACCACCACCACCACGACAACCACUAAGAGAGAGACGGAAGCGAUUCCCGAGAGCACGUCCACAAAACCCCCGAAGGAUCCAGCUCGAGAAAACAACGGGGCCAUUAGCCAACAGGACAGUUUCGACGGGAGAGAGAAAAAAGAGGAGCCUGUCAUCAUGAGAGUCGGCGUCGACGAGCGGAUUGUUUGGAUCCUCCUUGUGUGUUUUCUGAUGACGUUCCUUGUUCUACUGGCGUGUCUCCUGUGUUGUUGUUGGAGAAACUUUUUCAGAAGUUCCGUGGUGAAGGAGCGCCAGGAGCUCGUCGGACCGCCCCAGCACCCGUACGGGGACGUACUAGCUUACAACACGAACUCUCUCCAAAGGGAUCAGGCGAAAGACACUUCGAUCCUCAUAGAUCCGGAUCCCGAUAGGAGAAGUAAUCUCAACAAUACAAUGGACAGAUCGUAUCGGUCCACCUUGAACCGUCAAACACGGAAUGAGGUCCGUGAGAUACCGCUGUACGAAGAAUCGGGAGACGACGAAGGAGACGAAGAUGCUGAUGCCAUGAAUAGGCAUCGCUACAUUCUCAAAGAGCUGAGACGACAACGAGGUCAGAAGAAAUCCCGGGCCGAACAGGACGUUCGUAAACUCGGAUCGUAUGUGCUCAUCAAGAAACUUUUGCCCGACGGACGAUACAGGGAUCGUGAGGACUCUCUCAGUGAUCUGGCCUCCACUUUCAGCAGCAAUUUCGUCCCUAGAAGGAGGCAGCGCAGGGUGAAACCUGCCGACGAGAGACGGAAUAGCGCGGACGACGACUCCUACCAGGAGCGCCGCAUGGCACCGAAGAAAACCGAAAUUCUGUAUAUCAAAACGCCUCCUCCGAUUCCCAAGCGAGAGACUGGGUCUCUUGACUCGUUCGAUGCCUCCAUUCCAGCCAACGAUGAUUUCGACGAGGAGCUGAAUCAGCGCAUCAAUCAAAAAAAUGCUGCGACUGAAGCGGAUCGGAGGAAAGAGAGUUCGAGAGCCACGACCGUCGUGAGGAAUCAAAAAUCAGCACAAAGUGGUACCAGUGAAAACGACCCCAAAUCCGUUAGUUUCGAAGACAGCCAAGAGCAGCAGACCACACAAUUGAACAGUGUGAAUGCCAAGCUCCGGGUAGCUAAUAGCGCUCCGAUGACUUCGACCCCGCUGAAACCCGCGGGGCAGCGGAAGGUGAAUUCGACAAGAGCGACCGGAAACAUCGAGAGGAACAACGAUGACCGUCAAAAUCACAUUGAAGACCUGGAUAAGAUGACCGUCACCUCAGAUGCGGCCUCCGAGUCCACUCGAGGCUUCCGUUUCAGCAGGAACUUCGAUGUCGGUCGUCAGCGAACCGAAAUCUCCGAAGACGAUUCCGACUCCGGGAUCGGAGGAGGACCCAUCAUGACUCUGAGGAAUCCUCACUUCAAGAAGAAAAGCGUUUUCACCAUCGCAUUCGACGACGUUCGGAGGACCGAACCUCUAAGGACGGGGCAUCGAUAUUCUCCGUGA
Molecule: messenger RNA, 3954 nt
Organism: Galendromus occidentalis (western predatory mite)
Lineage: Eukaryota; Metazoa; Arthropoda; Arachnida; Mesostigmata; Phytoseiidae
Gene: Cad86C
Product: Cadherin 86C
Exons: 27
Coding region: 1-3954 (1317 amino acids)
Biological process (GO): homophilic cell-cell adhesion
Cellular component (GO): plasma membrane
Molecular function (GO): calcium ion binding
Source: RefSeq, a predicted model, not a curated record